Molecule: messenger RNA, 4140 nt
Organism: Drosophila willistoni
Lineage: Eukaryota; Metazoa; Arthropoda; Insecta; Diptera; Drosophilidae
Product: cationic amino acid transporter 2
Exons: 7
Coding region: 340-3507 (1055 amino acids)
Biological process (GO): amino acid transport; transmembrane transport
Cellular component (GO): plasma membrane
Molecular function (GO): amino acid transmembrane transporter activity
Source: RefSeq, a predicted model, not a curated record
AGACGCAUUCAGACCUCUGAAGUAUGUCAGUCGUCGCACUUGUUGUUGGCCGUUGUUAAAUUGUUUUCUAUUCUCUUGUGUAUUUUAUGUUUUUUUUUUUUUUGUUUUUGCGUGCUUUCCGUAUAUGUUAUAGUGUGUGUGUGUGUGUAAAGAGUAAUAAUAGCAAAACACAUCUUCUAUUAAUAAAACAAAAAUUACAAAAAAAUAAGCAACAAAAAUACGCGCAAAACAACAAACGAAAAGGUGAAUUAAGUUAAAUAUUUGGUUAACUGCAAGUUAGAAACUAGUUAACAAACUACAACCUUAACAACCGUUUAUUGAACCAUAAAGAACAAGAAAAUGGUACAAGACAUUGCACCAUGGAAGGUGCUAACACGACGCAAAAAUCUACCGGCCGAUGGAACUGAGGGAGAGACUAAAUUGAAUCGUGUCUUAGGUUUCUGGGAUUUGACAGCCUUGGGUGUGGGUUCCACAUUGGGUGCUGGUGUCUAUGUUUUAGCUGGACAAAUAGCUAAAGAACAAGCUGGACCGUCGGUAAUGAUAUCAUUUGCCAUAGCAGCUUUGGCAUCUCUUCUGGCAGGUAUUUGCUAUGCCGAGUUCGGAGCUCGUGUACCAAAAGCUGGUUCCGCCUAUAUCUAUAGUUAUGUUUGCAUUGGCGAAUUUGUGGCAUUUGUAAUCGGUUGGAAUUUGAUAUUGGAAUAUGUAAUCGGCACAGCAGCUGUAUGUCGUGGCAUUAGCUUGUAUCUGGAUUCAUUGAUCAAUGAUACAUUGAAGACAACAUUCGAGGAAAUUGCCCCAAUGGAUGUAAAUAUAUUGGGCGAUUACUUUGACUUUUUUGCCUUUUUAUUGGUCAUGGUGUUUGGCAUUGCCUUGGCAUUUGGUGUGCAAACUUCAACAAUGUUGAAUAAUUUUGUUACAUGUUUGAAUAUAUUUAUUCUGGGCUUUGUUAUUGUUGCUGGAGCUGUUAAAGCGGACUUUUCCAACUGGACCAUAGAUGUUAGCCAAGUGACUACUAACGUGACCGAUAUUGGUCAAGGUGGUUAUUUUCCAUAUGGUUUUCAGGGUACACUUCAGGGUGCAGCUACUUGUUUCUUUGGUUUCGUUGGCUUCGAUUGCAUAGCUACGACUGGCGAAGAAGUCCAAAAUCCUCGCAAAAAUAUACCAACAUCCAUUUUACUAUCAUUGCUCAUUAUAUUCCUGAGCUAUUUUGGCAUCUCAACUGUAUUGACCCUGAUGCUGCCGUAUUAUGAACAAGAUGCCAAUGCACCACUUCCAUAUGCCUUUGAGCAUAUUGGUUGGCCUGUGGCCAUGUGGAUUGUGACAAUUGGUGGUUUAAUUGGCUUGCUGGCAAGUCUUUUUGGUGCUCUCUUCCCAUUGCCACGUGUCAUCUAUUCGAUGGCUCAAGAUGGUCUGCUAUUCCGUUCGUGGGGUAAAAUAAGUCCCAAAUAUCGUGUGCCCGUUAAGGGAUCCAUUGUGGCGGCUAUUUUUACGGCCUUUAUUGCCGGAUUCUUUGAUUUGGCUCAAUUGGUUAGCCUCUUAUCGAUAGGCACUCUAUUGGCCUAUAGUGUGGUGGCCAUAUCCAUUACCAUACUUCGGUAUAUGGAAUAUAGUGAGUCAUUUUCGGUUCCCCGACAAAAGCCAUCGACGGAAACUACAUCCUUGACCACCAUGAGAUCACAUCGCUUCACUUGGGGUGGAGUAUUUAAGCAGUUGUUCAAUGUUAAUCGAUUGGAAGAGCCAAAUUUGAUUUCCACCCGCAUUGUGGGCGUGUUGGCAACAUUAUUUUGCCUACUUUCGUUGGGUGUGGGUUUUAUAAUCACUUUGGCUAUGCCCUCUAUCAAAGAAUUACAAGCUUGGGCCUUGACUCUAUUGAUACUCUUUGCGGUCCUGAUUUGUGUAGUACUUGUACUCAUUUGCCUGCAGCCUCGUGAACCACGAAGUGGCCUGUUUCGUGUGCCAUUUGUGCCUCUGGUGCCAGCCAUAAGUAUAUUCAUUAAUAUCUAUUUGAUGUUACAAUUGGAUAGUUGGACUUGGAUACGUUUCGGUGUAUGGAUGAUAGUUGGCAUACCUACGUAUAUUGCAUGCUGGUUUUUGUAUGAUGCCAAAAAUCCUCGUGAACGUAAUCCCGAAAGGAUUGCCUAUUACAAAGAAUUGAAAUUAUAUUUUGAUCCACCCAAUAAGGGUACAUCCGAACAGAGUGUUUUAACGCAAUCAACAUCAAUUAAACGUAGUCCUACGAGUAGCUUAGAUCAAAUACAUACACUAAGUGAAAUAGGUGAUGAUUUAAUUGAAAUUCGUCAACAUUCAUCGAAUGGCAAAUUAUUCUAUGUGGAGGAGACAAAAAAUGAUGAAAAUUCCACGGUCAUGUCGAAUGGCAGCGUUGGCCUUGGCGGUGAAGAUGAACGUUCUGUUAUAGCCAUGCUGGAUGAUGUCCUUGAGGCUGAAGAUAAUGCCCAACAUGAGCAUAUAUUUGAGCGUAAUUUCAGUUUAGAUUCCGAAAUGUAUCCCAGUGUCAUUGAGACAACCAUAGUGGCCACUGUCCAUAAUAGCAGCAGUGAUGAGGAGCUAACCACCACCAACAACAACAACAACAACAACAACAAUGAUAAUAAUGUAAAAUCAUUUCAAUUGAAUCGUUACGAAGAAUACCAAAUUGUGGCCAAAGAGAUGUUAGAGGAAAUGUUUAAUAGUGUGGCAUUCUAUCAGCAAUUGGAAAUGGCAAGAGUUGUCAAAUUUGAGGUGAAAGAGUCAUCAAAUGAACUGAAACGCAUCGAAUCGGGCGAUUCAAUUGUCGAUGAUCCAUUGCAUUCGGAAAACUUUAAGAAUCGCUUAAGUAACCUAAUUCUAAAUGCCAGUGGGCAGGCGGCUGCAGUGGCGGCGGCUAAGAUUAACAACAAGAAAAUUGAUGAACCUGAGGCCAAUAAGCCCGAGGUAAGACAGCUGCGACCCCCGUUAAAGCAAUCGAAGAGUGAAACCGAUUUGCGUCAGUUAAUGCUCAAGGCCAUAAACGAACUGAAAACACAUGAUAAUGAGGAAGCGUCAGCUUCAACGUCAGCAGCAGCAGCAGCAGUAGCAGCAGGAAUAGUUACAGCUGACUCAAAUGUUAAGGCAUCCACUUCCGUUGCCGUUGCCACUGCCACUGCCACUACUUCUUACCAUAUUCCCCGUGCACCGAAAUUUGAUCCGGUUUUGUACAAGACCAUAAACAGUAUUAGUUUGCACAAACAACGACCCACUUUUAGUAAAGAGCUCGUUGUGGAUGCCAGAAACUUGGAGGUAGCAGCAGCAGCAGCAGCAACAACUACUGCAGGCAAAGAAGAGCCAUCAUCACCGGAACUAGAACUAGAGUCGUUGCCAUUCAAAGCAAAAUUGGAGGCCAUAUUGCGACGUGGACCCUCGCAUCCUACUCAAAGGCAACGUCCGGGCGCCAACAUUCGUCGAAGACCGCAGUCAACGCACAUCGAAGAGAUGGCUGUGGGGGAAACUGGAGACCCAAAUAACAAAUAGCACAAGGAUGAGUGUGAUGGAAUCAAACCACCCACCCAUCUAACCAACUAACCAUCCAACCAUCUAACCAACCAGUAGCCGCCAAAGCAGCAGUAAAAAGUAGUAGUUUAGACUGUAGCAAUAUGAAUGUAAAUGUAGUUAGAUAGUUCCGCUAAAUUGCCCGAGUUGCUAUACAAAAUCGUAUUUAGUUAAAUGUAAAGCAAUUCUAAAUGAUAAGUAUAACUAAGUAAAGUGCACACUGGCAUUGCGUAAGGAGUUAGGGGAACAUAGCAGAAACUUACUUAACUAAUUCUUAAUUCUAAAUUAAAAGUAACUCCUAGCUAUAGAUAAAAAUCGUAUUUACAUAAAGGGUGACUAAUAAUUCAAUCACUUUUCAUUUAAAUUGAUUUUUAUUUUCAAUUUUUUCAACAUUUUCCCAAAUUUCCAAAAAUUGUGAAAUGCAGAAGCAUUUGCUCUAGUUGAGAAGGGCUGGCUCUUCUCAUUUAUGUAUAUGUAUUUUGAGCUCAUAUUAUCCUAAGAUUUGAAAUUUCAAGGCUAAAUUGUUGUUAAGCUUGCAUGUGCAUUUAUUUUUCACAACACUAGUCGCAAUUACUAACUAAUUAAAUAAUAUUGGUAACGAAAUUGAAGACUAUA